This is a messenger RNA of Odobenus rosmarus divergens (Pacific walrus), 2241 nucleotides long. It is a transcript of the gene IRAK1, whose product is annotated as interleukin-1 receptor-associated kinase 1. NCBI's taxonomy places the organism in Eukaryota, Metazoa, Chordata, Mammalia, Carnivora, Odobenidae. The coding region runs from base 67 to 2241 and encodes 724 amino acids. Gene Ontology annotation, biological process: intracellular signal transduction; protein phosphorylation; interleukin-1-mediated signaling pathway. The record is from RefSeq and is a predicted model, not a curated record. Gene Ontology annotation, molecular function: ATP binding; protein binding; protein kinase activity. Gene Ontology annotation, cellular component: cytoplasm; nucleus; plasma membrane. The transcript is spliced from 14 exons.
GGCCCGCGCCCGCCCCGGCCUCGAGAGGCCCCAGGAGGCCCUGGCCCGGGGGCGGCGGCGGCGGCCAUGGCCGGUGGGCCGGGCCCGGGGGACCCCGCGGCCCCCGGCGCCCAGCACUUCUUGUACGAGGUGCCGCCCUGGGUCAUGUGCCGCUUCUACAAAGUGAUGGACGCCCUGGAGCCCGCCGACUGGUGCCAGUUCGCCGCCCUGAUCGUGCGCGACCAGACCGAGCUACGGCUGUGCGAGCGCUCCGGACAGCGCACGGCCAGCGUCCUGUGGCCCUGGAUCAACCGCAACGCCCGCGUGGCCGACCUCGUGAGCAUCCUCACGCACCUGCAGUUGCUCCGCGCUCGGGACAUCAUCACGGCCUGGCACCCUCCCGCCCCUCUUCUGCCCCCCAGCACGCCGAGGCCCAGCAGCCCCCCUGCACCCUGUGAGGCUGAGGUCCCCCGCCCCCGGAAGUUGCAGACGUCAGCCUCCACUCUCCCCUCCCCAGCUUUUCCAGGCUCCCAGACCCAUUCCGGGGCUGAGUUCAGUCCUGUCCCAAGCCCUGCUGCCCUCCAGCCACCACCACCAUAUCCAGCCCCUUCCUCUACCAAGCCUAACCCAGAGAGCCCAGUGUCCCUUCUGCAGGGAGCCCAGCCCUCUCCAUUCUGCUGGCCCCUCAGCGAGAUCUCCCAGGGCACCCACAACUUCUCAGAGGAGCUGAAGAUCGGGGAGGGUGGCUUCGGGUGUGUGUACCGGGCAGUGAUGAGGAACACACUGUAUGCUGUGAAGAGGCUGAAGGAGGGGGCCGACCUGGAGUGGACCACAGUGAAGCAGAGCUUCCUGACCGAAGUGGGGCAACUGUCACGGUUUCGUCACCCAAACAUCGUGGACUUCGCUGGCUACUGUGCUCAGAGUGGCUUCUACUGCCUCGUCUAUGGCUUCCUGCCCAAUGGCUCCCUGGAAGACCGCCUCCACUCCCAGAGCCAGGCCUGCCCCCCUCUCUCCUGGCCUCAGCGACUGAACAUCCUUCUGGGCACAGCACGGGCGAUUCAGUUUUUACACCAGGACAGCCCCAGCCUCAUCCAUGGAGACGUCAAAAGUUCCAACGUCCUUCUGGAUGAGAGACUGAUGCCCAAACUGGGAGACUUUGGCCUGGCCCGUCUCAGCCGUUUUGCAGGGGCCAGUCCCGGCCAGAGCAGCACGGUGGCCCGGACACGGACCGUGCGUGGCACCCUGGCCUACCUGCCUGAGGAGUACGUCAAGACAGGGAGACUGGCUGUGGACACGGAUACCUUCAGCUUCGGCGUGGUAGUGCUGGAGACCCUGGCCGGCCAGAGGGCCGUGAGGAUGCAUGGUACUGGGACCAAGUAUCUGAAAGACCUCGUUGAAGAAGAGGCUGAGGAGGCCGGGGUGGCUUUGAAAAGCACCCAGACCACACUCCAAGCAGGUCUGGCCACAGAUGCCUGGGCUGCCCCAAUUGCCACCCAGAUCUGUAAGAAGCACCUGGACCCCAGGCCUGGGCCAUGCCCACCCGAGCUGGGCCUGGCCCUGGGCCAGCUGGCUUGCUGCUGCCUGCACCGCCGGGCCAAGAGGAGACCCCGCAUGACCCAGGUGUAUGAGAGUCUGGAGAAGCUGCAGGCGGCCGUGGCAGGACCAGCCCUGCAGCCAGAGGCUGCCAGCCGAGGCCCCUCUUCCCCACAGGAAAACUCCUACAUUUCCCUCACUGGCAGUGCCCAACGUGGUGCCAGCCCACUGCAGCCCCUGGCGGUUCCGUCAGGAGCACCAGCCCAGGCUCCAGAGUGGCUCCAGAAAGGCCCCAACCAGCCCGUGGAGAGUGACGAGAGUGUGUCCGGGCUGUCUGCUGCCCUGCAGUCCUGGCACCUGAGCCCGAGCUGCCCCCCAGGCCCGGCCUGGCCAGGCAGCCCCGGGCAAGGGGCCACCGUGUGGGCCCCAGCAGCCCUUGGGCAGGCCGGCUGUACUCAAGGGGGCGCCACCCAAGAGUCGAGCUGGGGGAGUGGCCCAGGGCCCCAGCUGACAGCUAUGGAAGGAUCACUUGUGAGCAGCUCCGCCUCAUCGCGGCCGCCGCGGAUCGUCAUCAACCCGGCCCGACAGAAGAUGGUGCAGAAGCUGGCCUUGUAUGAGGAUGGGGUCCUGGACAGCCUGCAGCUGCUGUCAUCAAGCUCCCUCCCAGGCUUCGCUGUGGAACACCAAAACAGGCAGGGGCCCGAAGAGAGUGAUGAAUUUCAGAGCUGA